CGUUAGUUUCAAAUCAAGUUGGAAAACUUUUCCAUAAUCAUGGUGACCACCAAACGUCUGUCUUUGAUAGCAUUAAAACAAAAACACAUAUAAACAGAAGAAACCCAAACGCAAGCGCAUCAAAAACAGCGAAGCUCUGCCCAAAAGCCCCAAUCUUCAGCGGUUCAGCUUCAGCAUCCGGUGAAAAUGCAGGAUUCAAAGAUUCCCCUUUCGGAUGAAUUUUCGAUUCCCAAGUCACGGAAGAAGAAAGUCUCUGCCCAGAAAGGCCCCUUGUUUCAGGUACAAGGGAAUGAUGUGAAUGGGGCUCCUUCUCUUCCUCUAAAAGCUGGUGGGAACAAACCAUCCAAAAGGAACUUGAAGAGGGAAGUUUCCCCAAUGGUCCAGCAACCAGAGAGGUCAAACUCAAAUUCGCUGCCUGAUUCAUCUUCGUCUGGAAGCAACUACCGUGAGCUAAGGCUUAAGUACUUGAUGAUGGAGGAAGAGAGCUUUGCAGUGGGGAAAGAUCUACGAGAGGUUGAAGAUGAGGUUAAGACCCUUGAGGAGGAGAAGUUUGCACUCUUGGAUGAGCUUGUUGUGUUAGAAGGCCUCGUUGAUCCUUCAGAGUUGCACCCCCAGGGGUUGCAUUCAUCCUAGUUUAUUUCUUUGUACCAGUUUGUUUGAUUAAUCUGCACAAUUGUAUAAUAUGAUAUAAGGUCUCAAAGAUUAGGGAAUGAUUAUUGUUAAAACUUCAAAAAGAUUGUAUCCAGUUCCUUUAGUAACUCGGUAUAUGUAUUUGACUGCUUCAUUAGUUUUUCAGGUCUAAUGUUUGAUUCAAUAUUUGGUUGUUGCCCA
Messenger RNA from Rosa rugosa (rugosa rose), 831 nucleotides. RefSeq lists its product as uncharacterized. Lineage: Eukaryota; Viridiplantae; Streptophyta; Magnoliopsida; Rosales; Rosaceae. The record is from RefSeq and is a predicted model, not a curated record. The transcript is spliced from 2 exons. The coding region runs from base 187 to 633 and encodes 148 amino acids.